Messenger RNA from Pipistrellus kuhlii (Kuhl's pipistrelle), 2636 nucleotides. RefSeq names its product SHC adaptor protein 3 (gene SHC3). Gene Ontology annotation, biological process: cell surface receptor protein tyrosine kinase signaling pathway; intracellular signal transduction. NCBI's taxonomy places the organism in Eukaryota, Metazoa, Chordata, Mammalia, Chiroptera, Vespertilionidae. Gene Ontology annotation, molecular function: receptor tyrosine kinase binding. The coding region runs from base 310 to 2049 and encodes 579 amino acids. Gene Ontology annotation, cellular component: plasma membrane. The record is from RefSeq and is a predicted model, not a curated record. The transcript is spliced from 12 exons.
UUUCCCGCAGGAAGUGAUCGCAGCGCGCCUUGUGGCGAAGGGGCUCCGCUCGGGGAGUCACGCUUCCGCAGGGAGCAGCCCGGGAGUCGCCGGGCGCUCCGGGAGGAAACUAUGACUUUGGCGAAGCGCGAGAGCCGCCCAGGGCAGCCGGGCUCGGGGUGCGGGCUGCGCGGCCGCGGCGGCGCCGGGCGUUAGGGGGGGAGCCCGGCGCCCCGCCGCCCGCCCCCCGGACCCGCCGCCCCGCGGGCCCCGAGCCGUCUGGGCGCCGAGUCUGCCCGGGCCGCGGAGCCCGCCCCCGCAGCGCCGGGGAUGCGGGAGCCCGCGGGGGGCAUGCUUCCCCGCGCCAAGUACAGCCGCUUCAGGAACGACUCGGUGGCCUCGGCCGAUGACCUUCUGCACAGCCUGGCGGCCAGCGGCGGCGGCAAGGUCCCGGCGGCGGCGCCCCGCCCGGCGCCCGGAGGCGAUGGCGCGGGCAGCCUGGGCCACCUGCUCCACAGGGUGUCCCACCUGAGACUGGCCGGCUCGGGCCUGCGCGGCCGGGGGGCGGCCGGGGGCCGGGGCGCGCGGCUCUCGGGCAGCAGCAGCGCGCCCAGCCUGGCCGCCCCGGACCCCGCGCCCCCCGCGCCCCGCGGCCCGGCCCCGCGCACCGCCGGGAGGGGCCUGCCCGGGCACCAGCCGCCCCGUGCGCCCCCCGCCCGCGACCAGGUGCUGGGCGCCGGAGUCACCUACGCCGCCAAGUACUUGGGGUGCAUUGAAGUUCUACGCUCAAUGAGGUCUCUUGACUUCAGUACAAGAACACAAAUUACCAGGGAAGCCAUCAGCCGCGUCUGCGAAGCCGUCCCCGGCGCCAAGGGAGCCUUCCGGAAGAGAAAGCCUCCGAGCAAAGCGCUGUCCAGCAUCCUGGGCAAGAGCAACCUGCAGUUCGCCGGGACGAGCAUCGCCCUCACCGUCUCCACCGCCAGCCUGAACCUGCGGACAGCGGACUCCAAGCAGAUUAUAGCGAAUCACCACAUGCAGUCCAUCUCCUUCGCCUCCGGGGGCGACCCGGACACAACGGACUACGUGGCGUACGUAGCCAAGGACCCCGUUAACCGCAGAGCAUGCCACAUCCUGGAGUGCCGUGACGGGCUGGCCCAGGACGUCAUCGGCGCCAUCGGGCAGGCCUUCGAGCUGCGCUUCAAGCAGUACCUGCGCUGCCCUGCCAAGGCCCCCGCUCUCCACGACCGAAUGCAGAGUCUGGAUGAGCCCUGGACGGAAGAGGAGGGCGACGGCUCAGACCCCCCGUACUACAACAGCGUCCCGAACAAGACACUCCCGCCGGGGGCGUUUGCAGAUGCACGCCUGCAGGCCGGGCCCCAUGGCCCCGACACAGCCCCGUUUUCAGGAAAAGAGCAAACUUAUUACCAGGGAAGACACUUAGGAGAGCCGUUUGGCGAAGACUGGCAGCAAACCCCUGCCAGGGCAGGGCCCGUGGACACGGCCAGCACGCCGGGAGGGACGGCGCCGGCGGCCCCCGCGGGAGCAGCCCCCACCUACGUGAACACCCAGCGGAGACCGCGGCGGGCCGGGCGGGGCGCGGGCGGCAGUGUGGAGAGCAGCCCGAGGAAGGACCUCUUCGACAUGAAACCUUUUGAAGAUGCUCUCAAGAACCAGCCCGCAGGGCCCGUGCUGAGCAAGGCAGCCUCCGUGGAGUGCAUCAGCCCCCUCUCACCCAGAGCCCCGGACGCCAGGAUGCUGGAGGAGCUGAAAGCCGAGCUGUGGUACCAAGGCCAGAUGAGCAGGAAGGAGGCGGAGGGGCUGCUGAAGAGAGAUGGAGACUUCCUGGUCAGGAAGAGCACCACCAACCCGGGCUCCUUUGUGCUCACCGGCAUGCACGACGGCCAGGCCAAGCACCUGCUGCUCGUGGACCCGGAAGGCACGAUCCGGACAAGGGACAGGAUCUUUGACAGCAUCAGCCAUCUCAUCAACCACCACCUGGUGAACAGGCUGCCCAUCGUCUCCGCCGGGAGCGAGCUCUGCCUCCAGCAGCCGGUGGAGAGGAACCCGUGAUCCACCAGCCGCCCUUCCUGACAGGCACCGUGGUGGGGGGCUCGGUUCCUCCCGGGAGACCGGGCCCGGCUGCAGGGACUGGGGUGCUGCCUCGGUCCGGAGCCCCAGGAGGAGCGCGUCUAAAGUGCAGGUUCUGUAAACUUGUCUUUCUCACCUGCAGAGUAGAGGUGUACAUACUAUACAUCCUGUACAAAUGACCCUCCAAAUUUCUAUUUUUUAAGACUAAGAAAGAGGUAAGACUAAUGUUCUGUGCUGUAUGUUUUUAAUGAAAUACGUUUGACUGUAGUUGUCUGGGCAAAAUUUAAUUCAACUGACCCAUUCUCCUGGGCAAGUCCACCGGGAAGUGCCACCGGAGUCUGCCCGUGAGCCCGCCUGGGAGCAGACGCCGCAGGAGAGCGGGGGCAUGCCCGCGCUGUAACAGAGUCAGGCAAGGUGCCCCCGGUGCACAGAGACGCGUGAGCGCUGGUUCCGGAGGCUCCUCCGGCUCCGCCGGCUCCGCCGGGCUGUGCUCACACCUGUGUGCCGGCCAGCACCUGCGCUCUUGUGCUGCCUGAGCAGGCGUCACUUGCGUUGUGUCGCCCACGCUG